GCGAAGUGUUGCCACUGUCCAGGGCGUUUUUUUCGCUGUUUGGUAUUUCCGAACAGUCCUACCGCGGUCACGCUGCUAUGAAAAUAAAACACUAGUAGUGUGAGGAGAGAGCGAGGCGAGAAAUCCAACCUGCCCAUGUAUGCUGUGCGUGAGUGUGUGUGUGUGGUGCAUCAAGGCUGAUAAAGCAAGCAGAAUAGCAAGUAGCCAGUAGCAAAUAGCAAAUAGCCAUAGACUCUAAACUUAAACUAAAACUAAACUGAAAGUGACUUCGAGAGCGUUUGCAAUUACGCACAAGCAAUCAACGCGCAGCAAUGGAGGCGAUUGCCAAACACGACUUCUCCGCGACUGCCGAGGACGAGCUGAGUUUUCGCAAAACUCAGAUCCUAAAGAUAUUAAAUAUGGAAGAUGACUCAAAUUGGUACCGUGCCGAGUUGGAAGGAAAAGAAGGCCUUAUACCCAGCAAUUACAUUGAAAUGAAGAAUCACGACUGGUACUAUGGUCGCAUCACACGCGCCGAUGCCGAGAAGCUGCUGUCCAACAAACACGAAGGCGCCUUUUUGAUACGCAUCAGCGAAUCCAGUCCCGGCGAUUUCUCCUUAUCAGUCAAAUGCCCCGAUGGUGUUCAGCAUUUCAAGGUUCUGCGCGACGCCCAAGUCAAAUUCUUCCUCUGGGUGGUCAAGUUCAACUCCCUCAACGAACUGGUCGAAUAUCACCGGACGGCGAGCGUGUCCCGGUCGCAGGAUGUCAAAUUGCGUGAUAUGAUACCUGAAGAGAUGCUCGUGCAGGCGCUGUACGAUUUUGUGCCACAGGAAUCCGGCGAAUUGGACUUCAGACGCGGCGAUGUCAUCACCGUCACAGACCGCUCCGACGAGAACUGGUGGAACGGCGAGAUUGGCAAUAGAAAAGGAAUCUUCCCAGCAACUUAUGUGACGCCAUAUCAUUCAUAAUAAGAUAACAGCUAAGGAUGAGGAUGCACCCGUCUCUCCCCUGAUAAACACAGCAACACAGCAACUGCAAUAACAGCAAGAAGAAGGAACUAAACACAAAUUUUAAAUAUUUAUAUACAAGAGAAAUCGAGAGUAGGACGAGCAUAAAUUCAGUAGACAUCGUAUAUACACCACACACACACAAGUCUAAGCCUAUAUAAGCCGUAUAAUGCAUUUUUUUACGUUUUGACGUUUUUUGAUAAAACAGAAAAAGGAAAUACAGUACGAUAGAGAAGAGAUAAACAUUACAAAAUCGUUUCAUAGCCACUUAGCAGCAACAACAGAGAGUGACAGAGAGCAACAACCGAAACUAAUUGCACUUUAAAAGUCUAAACUAAGAUAUGUACAUUUAUUUGUGUGCCUAUAGCUGCGGCCGAGAACAGGAAGCACUUGAUCUGGCUCUGACAGAGAGCUUAUCUCACUUGGCCGCAACUAUAGCCCUGAGCAAAUAUGUCUGGCACUAUUAUUAUUAUUAUUAUUAUUGUAAACAAAAGGAUUUUUGAUAUAAAUAUAUUAUAUAUAUAUACAUAUAUAUGUAAUUUAAGUUUCGAUAAAGAGAAGAAUAUUUGUCCUGUGCUUCGAAGCGAGUCUUGAGUGUGCUCUUUAGUUUAUUAGAUGUUCGAGAGGGAGUAAGCACUUAUAUAAUUAUGAUUACGAAUUACACAAACAAAAACUAUAAUGCUUAACAACAAAUUGAUAGAGAAAGCGAAAAAAAAUUCACUAUGAAAAACAAGAAAAAACGUUUGCCUAAAUGUCUCAAAGCUGAAGACAAGUAAAACAAAAUUUAUAUUAUUAUAUUACCACGUAAAUUAAAUUAAUUUUUGCAUCGCUGGUUACUAUAUACAUACAUACAUGCAAUACAUACGCACGCAUCUAUAAUUAAAAGAUAUGUAUCGAACGAUAUUAGGCCUCGGCUGCACAUGCACUCGAUAAUUGUCAUAUUUUUAAACUUUGUCAGCCGCGUUCUCUGUUAUUCUUUUAUUUUAUUAUAAUUUUUUGUAUCCUGUUCUCUCUCAACUCCGCCACCAACUCGAUUAUAGAUGAGAAGUAAAUCAUUUGUGUGACAUGUGUAAAAAGUUUCAAACAGCUGCUAUAUAUAUCAUAUUGUGCUAUAAAUUAAUAAAUUACUACUACUAUUUAUAAACUAAGGUUCAGUGCGGCCUUUUUUCACAGCCAGGAGGCGGCAGUUGCACGUUCAAGAGCCUUUUUCAGCCACAUAACUACAUAAUAAUAUGCAUACAAAUUGUAAUAAUGAGAGUUGCCAAUAUAAAGUAAUUGAAAAAAGAAAAUGCUAAAAAAACGAAAACAUUUUAAGCCUAUUUUUUUAUCUACAUAUAUUAUAUAUAUCGAAUCAAAUACCAUAUACAUUUUCCUAAUAUCCACCAAACUAUGAAACGAACACGACGAUGAUGAAGACGAUGCCUCACGGGAAAGAAAGUAAACAAGAACACAUCAAAAAUAACUUUUGAUAGGCCAUAGUAUAUUAACAAUAUUUAAAGGGCAGCUGAACGCGCGACUUUUGUACUUUUUGAGCAUUUAAAGCAGGCGUAAAACGAAACACAUUUCUCGGCCCAGAACCAGUAGAAGCCGCGUAUUUAAACAUAAUUUUCAAAUCGUAACAAUAAAGCAGGCAAAUGACAAGGUUUAGAUAUUAACUGAAAGCGAGAAUACACACACAAAUGAAACAUUGCAAACGGUAUAUUAAGUUGAGGACGUAGUUUAAGCGAACAAACUGAUUUAUCUAAUAAAACCUAUGACAUAUAUUAA
Drosophila kikkawai is the source of this 2753-nucleotide messenger RNA. RefSeq names its product growth factor receptor-bound protein 2 drk (gene drk). Gene Ontology annotation, cellular component: cytoplasm; COP9 signalosome; nucleoplasm. The record is from RefSeq and is a predicted model, not a curated record. Lineage: Eukaryota; Metazoa; Arthropoda; Insecta; Diptera; Drosophilidae. Gene Ontology annotation, biological process: regulation of MAPK cascade; signal transduction. Gene Ontology annotation, molecular function: epidermal growth factor receptor binding; phosphotyrosine residue binding.